Centruroides sculpturatus (bark scorpion) is the source of this 759-nucleotide messenger RNA. RefSeq lists its product as uncharacterized. The transcript is spliced from 4 exons. The record is from RefSeq and is a predicted model, not a curated record. NCBI's taxonomy places the organism in Eukaryota, Metazoa, Arthropoda, Arachnida, Scorpiones, Buthidae. The coding region runs from base 72 to 521 and encodes 149 amino acids.
AAAAUGUAUCAGAAGAUUUGUAUUUACUGAAUAAGGAAAAUUUGAAUUUGCAUUCGGAAUUGGAACGAAUUAUGGCACAACACGAUGAACUUUGGCGCUUUACCGAUCACCUCAACGGACCAUUCAAUUACGUAUUAACAAUUCUAUACGGCAUUUUAUUAUUAGAAACAAGUCUACUGUACUUUGCUCUCAUCUUUUCGAAAAUGAAAUUUGCGUUGAAACUGUUUUAUUCUUCAAUGUGUCUUAGCUUCACUUUCCUUUGUAUCGUAGCCGGAUUUCUGUUUUCUGCUUUUACAUCUACUAUGCAAACGUCCUUUCAAGAUAUCAGAAGAUUUGCUGGCUGCGAUCUCAAAUUGGAACAAAAGUUAAAGAUUCUAAACUUUAUGAAAAGAUUCGGUAAAGAUUGCCUGUGUUUGACAUUUAGAAAUUACUUUAAGGUUACAAAAAAGUUUCCAAUAAAAAUGGGAAGUUCUUUACACACUAUAUUUUCUGGUCUUUUGAAUAUAAAGAAAGUUUCGUAGAUAAAAUUUAACAAACAUGUUAAAAAGACCAAAGUGAUGACAAGCUCAUACAAAAAGACAUGGAAAACGGGGUACCCCUUGAAUUAUGGUGAGACUAACCUGAGGACCCAGGAUCCAAGAGUUAUAACAGUAUGUCGAAUCUAGAAAAUGUCCGCAAUGCUUCUAAGUAUAUGAAUCAUAAUCAAAUUAUGUGACUUUCCAAUUUUGUAUCUCUUUUAUAUCUCAGAUACUGUUAAUA